GCCCGGGCUGGAGCCGUCAAAGCCGCUUGGCUCUUAGUGGAGGGAGGAUCGCGGAGAAGAAGGGAAAGGAAGGCAGGGAGGCGCUUUCUGAGCGGAUUUAUUUCACACACGGAGACGUUUCCGACUCCCCUUUUUGGCCAACCCGGCUUUGGGACGCCUUUUUGAAAAACACCCGGCUCCGUCUACACACAUUGUUGGGACUCUACAACCGAUGUGAGCGCUCCGAAGCGGGACUUUCUCCGCCUGGGAUUGGUUUUGAGUUUUUGUGGCAUCUGUUUCUCGAGCCCGAUCCGCUCUGCUGGCCGGGAUUUGGGAGGAACCGGCACCGUCGUCAUCAUCCGCCGCCACGAUGCCCCUCACUGGGCCGAGUUUUCCGAGCCGGACUUACGAUUAUGAUUAUGACUCGGUCCAGCCCUACUUCUACUUUGAGGACGAGGAGGAGAACUUCUACCUGUCGGCCCACAACCGGGGCUGCGAGCUCCAGCCGCCGGCCCCUUCGGAGGACAUCUGGAAGAAGUUCGAGCUGCUGCCCACCCCUCCCCUGUCGCCCAGCCGCCGUGGGGGCUGCUAUUACCCCUCCGGCGCUGACCAGCUGGAGAUGGUGACCGAGCUCCUGGGCAGUGACGCAGUCAACCAGAGCUUCAUCUGCGACCCGGAUGACGACGCCUUCGUCAAGUCCAUCAUCAUCCAGGACUGCAUGUGGAGUGGCGUCUCGGCAGCUGCCAAGCUCCAGAAGGUGGUCUCCGAGAAGCUGGCUUCCUACCAAGCUGCGCGGAGGGAUGGCGGCAUCAAUGCAACACACAGCAGGGGUGGCAGCACCGGCAGCACAUCGCCCACAUCGCCACAGGCAUCCCCAUCAUCCACCGCCUCCUCCUGCUCGUCUUCCUCAGCCUCAUCUUCGCCCACUUACCUGCAAGACCUGGGCGCCUCUGCCGCGGACUGCAUUGACCCCUCUGUGGUCUUCCCUUACCCUCUGGCAGAGAAGACCCCCAAAAUCGAAGAGGAGGAAGAGGCUAUCUCCCCAGAGGUCCACCCGGGGACACUCUUGGACACGCCACCCAACACCAGCAGUGACUCUGAAGAGGAGGAGGAGCAAGAAGAGGAGGAAGAGGAAAUUGAUGUGGUGACCGUAGAGAAGAGGCAGCCCGCGGCGAAGAGGUCUGAGUCCAGCACGCACUCAUCCCGGGGGCACAGUAAGCACCACCACAGCCCCCUGGUCCUCAAGCGCUGCCACGUCCCCAUCCACCAGCACAACUACGCCGCCCCUCCCUCGACCCGCGUCGAGUAUUCGGCAGCCAAGCGGCUAAAGUUGGACAGUGGCCGGGUCCUCAAGCAGAUCAGCAACAACCGCAAAUGCUCCAGCCCCCGCACCUCGGACUCUGAGGAAAACGACAAGCGGCGGACGCACAACGUCCUGGAGCGCCAGCGGCGGAAUGAGCUCAAGCUGAGCUUCUUUGCUUUGCGGGACCAGAUCCCCGAGGUGGCCAACAACGAAAAGGCGCCCAAGGUAGUCAUCCUGAAAAAGGCCACCGAAUACGUCCUCUCCAUCCAGGAGGACGAACACAAACUCUUAGCGGAGAAGGAGCAGCUGAGGCGGCGGCAGGAGCAGCUGAAAAACAAACUUCAGCAGCUAAGGAACUCUUGUGUUUGAAAGGAAGGAAGCAAAAGAAAGUCUAUAAUAAACGUUUCACGGGGUGGGAAAAGGCAGAUGUAGACUUUGGAAAGAGAUGCCAUCGAGACAAAGAAAAUGAGACUGUUCCUUUAAAGAAAGAAAGAAAAGGACUGAUGGAUUCAGCCAUGUAUGAACUAUGGAACUCUUUCCAGUUGCAUGCUCAGAAAACUACACAACCUUGUCCAGAACCUCAGAAAAACUGCCUCCGAACUUUUAAAAAAACUUUGGGCAGAAAUCUUGUUCAAUGCUUGGGCAAUGAACCUUUUUUUCACUUUAUCUUUUUUUUUUUUUUGGUUAUUUAAAGCAUUUUUUUCUUAAGACAAUUUACAAAUAAAGAAAAACAUUGCUCCCAGAUCCUCCUGUAAAUAUAUUUACAGUCUAAUAAUAUGUACAUAACUUUAAUAAAAAUCUUUAUAUAGAAAAUUUUACAAAAAUUCAACAAAAAAUUCCUUUUAGGUUGUGGCAACUGGACUUAUAAUUAUUCUUGUGCCAUAACAUUUCACAUUUUUAUUUAAAAGCUUUUUUUCUUUUUCUUUUUUAAAUACAAAUGAUUUUAUUUUCAUUUUAUAUAUAAAUAAACUAUUUGCCCAAAAUUGUAA
Messenger RNA from Anolis carolinensis (green anole), 2271 nucleotides. It is a transcript of the gene myc, whose product is annotated as MYC proto-oncogene, bHLH transcription factor. The coding region runs from base 350 to 1651 and encodes 433 amino acids. The transcript is spliced from 3 exons. Gene Ontology annotation, biological process: regulation of transcription by RNA polymerase II; positive regulation of cell population proliferation. Gene Ontology annotation, molecular function: RNA polymerase II cis-regulatory region sequence-specific DNA binding; protein dimerization activity; DNA-binding transcription factor activity, RNA polymerase II-specific. The record is from RefSeq and is a predicted model, not a curated record. NCBI's taxonomy places the organism in Eukaryota, Metazoa, Chordata, Lepidosauria, Squamata, Anolidae.